CGUGCCUUUCUAUCAGCGUCCGCUGGUGCUCGCAAUCUACUAAACAGUUUUAAUUUUCUAUUCGAAGUGUACGCUUUGUGCCGCGGUGCAACGGCGUAAUUACAUAAAAACAGCAUACAGAAAGUGUGUUCAAACGAACAGACACAUACGGUUGUUGGACCAAGUGUGUCUCAAGCCAAUCAAACAACACAACAGGGGCACGCAAACAGACAGGCAGACAGGCCCCCCUCGGCGACGAACGACGCUUUGUAUUGGAAGUGCAAGUGUGCGAAUGUUUAUAGUAAAUCAACAGCGGCCAUAAUAAAGUUUCAAUAAUAUUCAGUGAAUAUUUCAUUCAAUAAUCUAAACAAAACGCUGUGCGUGUCACUACUUUGUGCCGACGAAGGAAAUUCGCGAGGUUAAAUCAAGAGUAACAUAAAAAAAUAGCGAAUAAAGAAAUUAAAAGUAAAGCCAUGCAAUUUAUCGUGAAGUAAACAGUUUUGUGUUGUGUGACAAUUUGAGCAAAAGCGAAAAUGUUUUGCGAUUUGUUUAGGGCAAAUACAUGAUKAUGAUGAAACUCUGAAUGAAAAGAGCUGUGUUUUUGGGCGCGUGGAACCAAACUGCUGAUCGACACUGCCAUAAUAAGUAUAUAAAGCAACGAGCUGCGGUAACGUUAAUGCGUCGUGCAAGCAAAAUUGCGUGGAAAGUAAAGUAACAAAAAUACAACAACAAUAACACAAGCGUGUACUAAAAAUUGCAACGAAAGUAUUACCAUUGCAAGCGCCUACUACAAAACUACUGCCUUUUUGUCGUGUAACAUACCCACACGUACUUGCAACAACAUUCCCGUGUCGUAACGGACAACAUUUUAUAUAUUCUCAAAACUUUGCGUUGUGUACAUAAGCAAUAAAGCGUCAAAAUGUUUGAUGUAUUCGGCUCCGUCAAGGGGCUGCUGAAGAUCGAUCAAGUCUGCAUCGAUAACAAUGUCUUCCGCAUGCACUACAAGGCGACGGUGAUCAUGUUGAUCGCCUUCUCGCUGCUUGUCACCUCGCGUCAAUACAUUGGUGAUCCCAUCGAUUGUAUUGUCGAUGAAAUUCCACUUGGCGUCAUGGACACAUAUUGCUGGAUUUACUCUACAUUCACCGUACCGGAACGUUUGACCGGCGUUACCGGACGCGAUGUUGUACAACCGGGCGUCGGUUCGCAUAUAGAUGGCGAGGAUGAGGUGAAAUAUCACAAAUACUAUCAGUGGGUAUGUUUUGUGCUCUUCUUCCAGGCCAUUAUGUUCUAUGUGCCACGCUAUUUGUGGAAAUCAUGGGAAGGUGGUCGCCUCAAAAUGCUCGUCAUGGAUUUGAAUUGUCCCAUUGUGAAUGAGGAGUGUAAAAAUGAUCGUAAAAAGAUAUUGGUCGAAUAUUUCUCCAACAAUUUGACACGUCACAAUUUUUAUGCAUUCCGUUUCUUCGUUUGUGAAGCAUUGAAUUUCGUCAAUGUUAUUGGUCAAAUAUUCUUUGUGGACUUUUUUUUGGAUGGUGAAUUCUCUACAUACGGCAGUGAUGUGCUGAAAUUCACCGAAAUGGAACCGGAUCAACGUGUCGAUCCGAUGGCGCGUGUCUUUCCGAAAGUCACCAAAUGUACAUUCCACAAAUAUGGUCCAUCUGGUUCGGUGCAAAAGUUCGACGGUCUCUGUGUGUUGCCACUGAAUAUUGUCAAUGAGAAAAUCUAUGUAUUCCUGUGGUUCUGGUUCAUCAUUUUGAGCAUACUGUCCGGCAUUUCAUUGGUUUAUCGUAUGGCUGUUAUUAUGGGACCGAAACUACGUCAUUUGUUGUUGCGUGCCCGUUCCCGUUUGGCCGAAAGCGAUGAGGUCGAAGCUGUGGCAAAUAAAUGUAAUAUCGGUGAUUGGUUCCUGCUGUAUCAGUUGGGCAAAAAUAUCGAUCCAUUGAUCUAUAAGGAGGUGAUAUCGGAUUUGGCGCGUGAAAUUGGCGAACAUUCGAGCAGCAAAGAACAGUUCGCCGCUUAGUGGCCGCAAAUGGGUAUGUAGCAAGUAA
Molecule: messenger RNA, 2024 nt
Organism: Bactrocera latifrons
Lineage: Eukaryota; Metazoa; Arthropoda; Insecta; Diptera; Tephritidae
Product: innexin inx2
Exons: 1
Coding region: 899-1996 (365 amino acids)
Biological process (GO): phototransduction
Cellular component (GO): gap junction; plasma membrane
Molecular function (GO): gap junction channel activity
Source: RefSeq, a predicted model, not a curated record